AGGUCACCAGAUGGCGCCCAAUGAGCGCGUCUUCGUUGGACUGUGUUGAGAUUGGGGAGUAGAGGAAAGAAAACUAGCCUACAUGCUGUGCGUAUGUUCGAUUUCAAACUAGUGUCGCGAUAGACUUUGAGUAGGCUACACGUUCCUCACAAUGGAGCAGUAACGACCGGCUCUCAAAACUGGUGCUAUCUAAGAUUCCAAAGGACCAUUAAUAGGUUACAGUUCUAUCUACAGGUUCCAAGCAGAGUGUGGUCAUGAAAACACUAAUAAUUGGAAUUGGUGGGAUGACUAACGGAGGGAAGAGCACUCUAAGCAAAGCAUUGCAGAAGCGACUGCCCAACAGUUGCAUCAUAUCCCAGGACACAUUCUUUAAGGACGACAGUUUGGUUCCUGUGGAUAGCCAUGGAUUCAAGCAGUAUGACCUGUUGUCAGCACUGCAUAUGGACAGGAUGAUGGAGGAGGUAGAGACCUGGCAGGACGACCCGAGGGCCUUCAAGGUGUCUCAUAAUGGUGUUGUCCAGCUGCUCUCUGAAGGAGUUGACCAGGUUUAUGUGCUCAUCAUCGAGGGCUUCCUCAUCUUCAACUACAGGCCUUUGAAUGAAUUGAUGAACAAGAAAUACUUUCUGCAGAUCCCCUAUGAGACUUGCAAGCAGAGACGGAGCUCAAGGGUUUACACCCCUCCAGACCCUCCGGGCUACUUUGAUGGACACGUGUGGCCAAUGUAUCUGAAGAACCGAAAAGAAAUGGAGGAGAUGGUUACAGACCUUGUCCUUCUAGAUGGCCUGACAGAGAGAGACAAGCUGCUGUCCAGUGUGCUUGAGGAUGUCACAGCAGACAUAGAAGCUCUCAGACAGGGAUGACUGGAACCUACCAGCUUAGUAAACUGGGCUUCCUGAGACUUCUGCCUGGCUGAAGGGUCUGAUGCUCCACAGAGAUCACCUUCAUGCAUCAGAUCACUACAGGUGUCAAACUUGCGUUUAACAGUUAUUCUCUGAGGACAGAACCAUAUUCAUCCCUCAUGAAAGUUACUUUUGUGAUAACCUAACACAAAUGAGAGAUGCAGCAAUGGCUAAUUUAAUAUGAUGUAAAUGUAAUAUAGGUGUAAUGACGUGUCCUAUAGUAAAGCAAACUAACUGAUCAUACAUUUGGUGAGGAUUGGAAAGGAGGAUUGAUGCUGAGGGUUUGCCACACUGGAGAAUUAUUGUUGAUAUGUGAACAACAGACAAUAGAUCUCUCCCUUUAGUGCACUACAGGUUUUUGAGUGAGAAGUAAUGGCACCUGUUUCAGAUUGGCUGCCUGCAAUGGUGUUGUGUGAGUGGAUGCACACUCUGUGUUUGUUUUCAGUGUACACAGCCAGGGCUGUGCAGGAAAACUGGGGUUAUUGUAAGUGCGCAUGCAGAAAGGACAGCAGAUCGUGAGGAGAUAUUUGCUGAAUGUGACAAAAAGUAUAUUCGUGUAGAAGUAGCUUACUAUUCCUUUAACACUGACCAAAUGUUCUGCCUUAAGUUAAUGUGCAUUACAUUAGCAUUAAUUUCAGUCACUGACCUCUCACCUAUUCAGUUUGAACCCAACAUAUCUCCAUUUCCUGGUCAGUGCAAUUUCUUUCUGUAAAAUUGUGCAGUCUGCUUGGAGAGUUUUAGCGUUUCAUGAAUUUGAUAUUUUUAUUCAUUUGUUGCAGUAUGUCCUGUACAAUCCAGUAUGUUUGGUAUUCUGUACACAAUAAACAUAUUCAUUUUAUAAAUAAAA
This is a messenger RNA of Alosa sapidissima (American shad), 1746 nucleotides long. RefSeq names its product nicotinamide riboside kinase 1 (gene nmrk1). Lineage: Eukaryota; Metazoa; Chordata; Actinopteri; Clupeiformes; Clupeidae. Bases 255 to 860 code for a protein of 201 amino acids. The transcript is spliced from 8 exons. The record is from RefSeq and is a predicted model, not a curated record. Gene Ontology annotation, cellular component: cytoplasm.